Acaulospora colombiana is the source of this 315-nucleotide messenger RNA. NCBI's taxonomy places the organism in Eukaryota, Fungi, Glomeromycota, Glomeromycetes, Diversisporales, Acaulosporaceae. The record is from the annotation of a GenBank genome assembly.
AUGUCAAAGUUGAUGCAUGAAAACAAAGGAAUGCAAAAAAACCUCAUACUCCGUCCCGUACCCGGCGUAUGUCAACAAUUUUCCAGAAAAAGCCCACAGCCAAGGCAACACAUCCCAUACGAUUAUCCACGUGCUCUGCAUUUGGCCAAAUAUCUCGGAACAAAACUGAAAUUUGGCUUUAUCGAGACCGUAAGCCUGAGUUUUCUGAAAUUUCUCGCGUACCUCAUCUAUGCUUUGCAACGAUUUUGGUGGAUUGGGCUCUCGAAGUUUAUGAUAUUGACGAAUGCUACGAAAGAUUCAGGUCAAAAAUCAUGA